Messenger RNA from Striga hermonthica, 1368 nucleotides. The record is from the annotation of a GenBank genome assembly. NCBI's taxonomy places the organism in Eukaryota, Viridiplantae, Streptophyta, Magnoliopsida, Lamiales, Orobanchaceae.
AUGACGAAAAUAUUUCAGCUUAAAAGAUCGUCUCCAAUGGCGCCGUCCGAAAAUGAAACCAGUGUGAACUUCGGCAGAGUAGAAUCAACAGAAACCUCGAACGACUGCGAGCUCGAAGCACAAGGCACCUGGAGGCACGCCGCUUUCCACGUAGCGACCACCAUCGCCACCCCCGCCGCCUACGCUCCGCUCCCGUUCGCCGUCGCCUCACUCGGCUGGCCGCUUGGGGCAGCGAGUUUAGUCGCCGGAACUCUUGCCACGUGGUAUUCCAGCCUGCUGAUAGCGUCGUUGUGGAGAUGGAAUGGGGAAAAGCACGCCACUUACCGACAUCUCGCGAUGAGUAUUUAUGGAUCAUGGGGUUACUGGUCCAUUGCAUUUUUUCAGCAGGUAGCUUCCUUGGGGAAUAAUGUUGCUAUUCAAAUUGCUGCUGGCAGUAGCCUUAAGGCAGUAUACAAAUACUAUCAUCCCGGCAAUGGCUUCACUCUGCAGCAUUUCAUAGUCUUUUUCGGAGUUUUCGAGCUUUUUCUCUCACAGUUUCCGGACAUUCAUUCAUUGAGAUGGGUGAAUGCUUUAUGCACUCUUAGCACCAUCGGUUUUGCUUGCACAACCAUUGGGGUAACCAUAUAUGAUGGGAGAAGGGCUAACCGAGAAUCGAUUUCUUAUAGCCUGCAAGGAAGCUCAUCGGCUAAAGUCUUUAGAGCAUUCAAUGCUUUAGGUGCAAUCGCCUUCUCAUUUGGGGAUGCUAUGCUCCCUGAAAUACAAAGCACGGUGAGAAAACCGGCUAAAGCGAAUUUGUACAAAGGCGUAUCAGCUGCAUACUCCAUUAUCGUCUCGACUUAUUGGCCACUGGCUUUUUCGGGCUAUUGGGCGUUUGGAUCGGAAGUCAAGCCUUACAUAGUGGCUUCGCUCACGACGCCUAUGUGGACAGUCGUGAUGGCUAAUCUAUUUGCAGUGAUUCAAAUUUCUGGAUGCUUUCAGAUUUACUGCAGGCCUACGUAUUCAUAUUUUGAAGCAAGAAAUAACACGCGUGACAACAAAAAUAUCAUCAAGAAUUAUAAGUACCGUCUCUUCUACACGGCAAUUUACAUUGGUUUCGUAACGCUUGUUGCAUCUGCAAUGCCAUUUUUCGGAGAUUUCGUUUCUAUAUGUGGAGCCAUUGGUUUUACACCGUUGGACUUCGUAUUUCCCGUUCUUGCUUAUAUGAAAGCCGGAAAAAAAACGAGUCGUGAGAAGUUACGCUUGCCUGUGAUGAUCCUCAAUUGUGCUAUUGCUAUCUGGUUUUCAGUAGUUGCUGUGUUGGGCUGUGCAGGUGCUGUUAGGUUUAUCGUGCUUGAUAUCAAGACAUACAGAUUCUUUCAUGAUAUGUAA